CAGAGAGACCUUGCUGCUUCGAGAAACCCGUCCCUGUUUACAGUACGUCAUCAAACGGACCCUUUAAAGCGUCUGUAGCGGCUGUAAUGGCACAAUAUUCGGGAGCGAAGCAAUAUCAGAGUAUGAAAACACUGUCUCCAGUCGAAACGAUGGCAACUAACGAUCCUCUACCACCUGGGUGGGAGAUCAAAAUUGACCCGCAGACAGGUUGGCCCUUUUUUGUGGAUCACAACAAUCGUACAACGACGUGGAACGAUCCGAGGCAUGACACGAAAAAGAUUUUUUUAAAUGGCCCCUCUAUGUCCCCUGAGUCACCUCAGGACAUGCACAAAUCCUUUAUUCAAGAGAUGAGGCAACCAAUGCUACGCCAGGGCUACAUCCCCAUCCCAAUCUCCCAUGAAAACACUGAACCCAGGCUGCAGCAGUAUCCGAGCUUCUCCUACAUCCAUCCAGUAGUGCAGCAAAAUUUGAGAACAGAUGGACGUACGCCUUCCCCAACCCCAACAGCACACUGUCGGCCUAGAUCUCCAGUGCAGGCCCCAUCAGAGGCAUGUUUGUCUUGCUCACCUGCUUCACACGGGCCUGAGGUUCAUCAACCACAGGGCACACACCAACAAAUGAGUGGCCUUCAUCAACAGCCCCGACCCAGCAAUACAGGUCUCCGGGCGGGCUACAUCCCCAUUCCGGUGAUCCAUGAGGGUAUAGGGUGUGCCUCACAACACCAGCCUAGCCAAAGUUCUCAUCUCACACGAGAAAAAAUCCCAAUCUACCGUGAACAAGUGCCCAUUCAGAUUCAGCAGAAUCGAACUGCCAGUCCUAUCCUAUUAAGGGCCCAGUCACCAGUCAUGUCUCAGCUCAUGGGAGAGAGACCCCAGGUCCAGCAACACAUUGGACACGCAGCAAUACCACCUAAAGCUGAACAACCUGUUGAAGAAAUUGUCAGAGCGGCUGCAUUUGAGAUUCCCAUUCAAAGAGUGAGUGAUGUUCCUCAGCAAAUACAUCAUCAGCCAGUACAUCAACAACAACAACCUACACAAGCACCCCAGCCAAAAGCACAACAACCCGUACCACAGUCACCACAGGUAUCAGAGACAUCCAAUAUUACCAUACAAUUUCCUCCAGCAACAGAACCCUGGGAAACCACUGCCCCUCAAACACCUCAAGAGGUCCCACCCCCACAAUUCCAGCCUGAGGAGACUUCAGAACAAAAUCUGUGCCACCCAGGACUGAUCAAAGUUCAGCAGAUAUGGGAACGUGUGGAGAAACUGGCACAAGAUGUGAAAAGUUUUGAUGGGAAGAAGAAUGAUAAAAGAUACUUGAUGCUGGAGGAGAUGUUGACCAAACAACUUCUGGCUCUGGACUCGGUAGACCCUGAAGGUCGCCCAGAUGUGCGUCAGGCUCGAAGGGAUGGCGUCCGCAGAGUUCAAACCAUUCUAGAUGAACUGGAGAUGUUUGGAGAGCCGACGGAAGGGCUGGCUGGUGACCCGUACCCUGAGUCAAGUAUGAUUCUCAAGGCAAACUCAGAGAAGGUCAAGGAGAUUUUAUAAUUGCACAAAGAAGGCACACAUUUUUGAGAAGAACACUAAUCAGAUCUCCAUUCUUGUUUUUACUUGCGCAAUUAUUAUUAGUUGCAUGCAUGAGUAAUUGAAGUUUUCUGUUGGAAAUGAUCUAACGUGAUUUGUUUACUGAGUGCAAUCAUGUGUGCUGUUAUGUGAUGCUGCUGUUGUCAAAUCACACCAUGCCAGUGUCUUGUAGCAAAAGACAAAGUGGUGACAGGUUAUAUUCAAAAACAAAUGAAAACGAGGCCUUGAACAGAAGAAAGUAUUUUAACGUUCAAAAAGUAUCUUUUGUACCAUGUUGAAUGAAUGAUAAAAUGUUUUUGAAUAUUCCUUAAAAGUUUUCACUAUAACAGCCCACUUCUUCAUUAACAACUUCUUAUUUGAUUUAAAAAACAUUUAAUGUGUGGGCUACAAAAAAUAUAUAAAGGCAUUUUGAAUUUUGGCAUAUAUAUAUUCCUGCCUUUAAAUAUAACCAUUUGAACAUCAUGCAGGAGAAUAAUUCAUUGUUGAAAGUGAGCUUUGCUGACAGAAUUCCCUAUGAUGGUUUGAAUGCUUGUCAGUAUUAUUAUUUGUUGAGUGACAGUGAUACAAAUUAUAUAUUUUUAUUCUAUUUUUCUGUGCCAAAAUGAACAUUUCCAGUAUUAAGAAUGUUCACCUAAUAAUGUUCAAAUGUUGAAUCUAAAAACAAAAACAUUAUAAAAUUCUCACUGAAUAUAUGGUCACCUUAUGAUUAAAGCAGCCAGGGUCAGUCCAAAGUUAUGGUGAUCUAUGAACUCGUCAGGUACCAAAACAAUCCCAUUUAAUCAACCUUGUGCCCUUGAGGAAGGAAACUUAAACACUUGCUCUAAGGGACUAGAAAUUAGUGUACCAAAAAUUACUUUGUAUAAUGUGUCAGCUCAAUUCUGUUUAAAACAAAGUGCUGUGUCUCACAUGACUGUUGUGAGACCUUUUUAUCUCAAUGACCUGUUACUGACUCUGAUAUCGUACUAAACCUGCAAACAAAACUGGUUUCAAAUUCUGUUUUGUGAAAUAGUAUGCAAUGUUCAGUGUUCACAGCUUGGUUAUUUGCAGUUUGUUAAAAUGUCAACAUGGUGACAUAAGCAUGACUGCAAAUACAAUAUAAUAAAGCACUUUGCUUACAUAAAGUUGCAUGGUGUGUAAUAUACAACCACUUUUUUUAAUGUACACUGUGUAGAGUAACUUUACCAUCAAAUAGCUUAUUAAAUAUCAUUCUACAGUGUUAACAGUAUUAUAGGGCAAGAUUAUAGU
This is a messenger RNA of Sinocyclocheilus anshuiensis, 2828 nucleotides long. Its product is annotated as BAG family molecular chaperone regulator 3-like. The transcript has 4 exons. Gene Ontology annotation, molecular function: protein-folding chaperone binding; adenyl-nucleotide exchange factor activity. Gene Ontology annotation, biological process: muscle cell cellular homeostasis; negative regulation of striated muscle cell apoptotic process; protein stabilization. The record is from RefSeq and is a predicted model, not a curated record. The coding region runs from base 87 to 1547 and encodes 486 amino acids. Gene Ontology annotation, cellular component: cytosol; cytoplasm; nucleus. NCBI's taxonomy places the organism in Eukaryota, Metazoa, Chordata, Actinopteri, Cypriniformes, Cyprinidae.